AUGUCUAAUUAGUUAUAUCCUGUACAAGAAGAAACAGAUUAUGAACGAAAUCAAUUUAUGAAAGGUUUAACAGAAACUCAAUAUAAUAGUUAAAACUAUUAUGAAAUUAAGAAAAAUAAUUAAGAAAUAUCUCCUUAAAAAAAGGAUAUUAGAAGUAGAUUAGGGGAUAUUUCAUCAGCAAUUUCAUAAUUUAGUCCAGGCAAAAGUCCAAGCAAAUAUAUGAAAUAAUCUGAAUAAUCUUUUUCUCCAAACAGAACCUAAUUAGUUAGAUAAUCUUUAUCGCCAUAAAAAAAUUAAAUGAAUUCUUUUGAUAAGAGUUAGUUAGAGUCGAGUAUUUAUGGUAGAAAUUAAUAACAGCAAAUGUCAAGUCCUUUUUAGAUAGUUACAAGUUAAGCAAGAAGGAUUGAAGAACUUCAAAUGCAAGUCGAUUUACUAAAAUAAAGAGAAUGUAUUUAGCUCUCUGCAGAAGAAAAGAAUUAGCUUAUCACAGAUUUAUAUACACAAGUUGAACAAAAAAAUACACUGCUAUAAAGAUAAAAUGAAAUUAUUAGCAGCUUAGAAAGAUAAACUUUAGAUGCAAAUGCUAGGCUAAGAAUAUUUGAGAUUGACACUGAGCAGAAUAUGAUUGAGAUAAAAUAAUAUAAAGAUGAAUUAAUGCUUUAAAAUGCAAGAAAUUAAUCAUUAUAACAAAGUCUAAAUGAACUAAGAAAGGCUUUUGAGGAAUUACAAAAUGAAAAAAUGUAAAUGGGAGAUAAUUUUAGAAAACAGUAUUCAGAUGCUUUAGAGGAGAAUCUUUCUCUUAAAAAUAAAAUAAAUGAAUUAGAAUUAAAAAAUAAUUAAAUAUCAAACGAACUAAAUACUGCUUUGGAUUAAAUAAUAUCUGAAAAAGCUUAGUAAGAGCUUUUAAAGAAGUAAAUGUAGUAAGAUAAAUAGCAAUAAGUAGAAAAAUAACCAAUAAGAAAAAUAUCAUGUGAUGAUGAAAAUCAAAUGUAUAAUAACUUGUCACCUUCUUAUAAUAACCAAAGCUUUUUGCUUGAUGACUUUCACGCAAACACAAUUAAUAUUUCUAUGACAAGUGAAAACUUAAGUGAAAAAAUGAAAAAGUAUUGUGCAGAACUUGAUGUGUUUAUUGAAAAAUUCCUUGAAAACAAAAAAUAUAGAGUUAGAAGUAAAUAAGAGAUGAAGUUUUUUACAGAAAUGGGAAAAAUGAUUUAAUUUUUAAAGAAUAAACAUUUAAAAAUAUCAGAUGAAUUCAAAGAACAGGUUGAUAUCAUGAAUAAAAAAAGCGAAGAAACAAGAGUCAAUAUGAUAACAACACUAGCUCAUGUCAGAAUCCUUAAAUAAUCAACUGAAAUCACUAUAACAGAUUUAGAAAAAACAAUUGAUGAUCUUAAGAAUACAAAAGAGAGGAAUUUAAAAAAAAUAGAAGAGUAAAAUAAAAAGAUUUAAAACUUAGAAAAUGAAAUUGUGGAAUUAAAGAAAAAAAAUAAUCAACAAACUGUUAAGAUUCAUGAAUUAACUGAGCUUAGUAAUUAAAGAUAAAAUAAAAUUGAAUCUCUUGAAAAGAAUGUUAAUAAUCUUAAUGUGUUUAUUGCUGAUUUGAAGGAGUAACAAAAUAAGAUAAAUGAAUCAUUUAAGUAAAAAGAGUAAUAAAUGGAAUAAAAAAUUGAAGAGUAAGAUAAUUAAAUUAACGUUUUACAAAAUAAAUAAGAAUAACUAUUAGCUGAGAUAGAAGAAUUUUCAAAUCAACUCAAAGAUUCCAAAGCAAAGGUUGAUGAUCUUAAGUAGGACAUAAAGGACUUGCAUGAACAAAUGGACACUGAAAAGGAAGAAUAUGAAUAAAUAAUAAAAUAAAAUAUUUAAAGCAUUGAAAAUAAAAACUAAUAAAUUAAAAAAUAGCUAGAAUAAAUAGAAGAAUUAACAAGCCAAGUUUAAAUACUUGGUGAUAAUGGAAAUAACUAAGGUCAAGAGGUUAUCAGACUAAAUUAAGAGGUAAAAGAGUUGAAGUAAUCAGAAUAUAACCUAUAAGAGGAUCUAAGAACAUGCAAAAGAAAAAUAAUGUCACUUGAGAAUAAGUUAAGCAAUAAUUUCGAUGAUAGAUAGCAACUUGUAGAGUAAAAUCAAUAGCUAUCUGAAGAAAAUUAAAAAUUAGCAGCAGAGUUAGAUGAGAUAAAGCUCUCAAAGAACGAAAUAGAUAUCUAAUAUCAAUAGCUUCAUGAGUAAACUCAAACAUCAGAACUAGAACUCUCAGUAAUCAAAGAUAAAAUUCCUUUGGUAGAAGAAGAAAUGAAGUAGUUGAUUGAAUUAAAAGAUAAAAAUUUAGUUUAGAUUAAUUAGCUGAAGGCAGUCGCUAUAUAACAGGAAUCAAAGUUACUUGUUCAAGAAACUAAAAUAAAGGAGUUGGAGGAUGAGCUUGAAUAAAAGCAAGUUCUUGUAUAAAUGAUGAAAAUAGAGUUAGAGCAAAUAGAUAACUUACACUAAGAGAGCAUGAUUCAUGAAAAAAUUUAUUAUGUUAAGAAAUAAGAGGAAUAUGAAAAGACCAUUUUCAAUUUAAUAGAAGAAAAUAAACAGCUUAAAAUUUAAAAAGAAACCCUAAACACAAGCAUAAAUUACCUGAACAAGCUGGACAAUUUCUUUGAGAGUGAAAAUUAAAUUUAUUAAGACUAGAAAUAGUAAAUUUAAAAGUAAAAUAAAAAAGUAAAAGUCUUGGUCCAAGAGCUUGAUAAUUAAAUGAAAGAAAAGCAAAUUCUGGAGAAAAGAAUUUCAGAAUUAGAAACCUACAUAAACUUGAUAAUUGAAAAUUCAGUAGAGUAUAACAUAAACAAUGAUAAACAAAUUUAAGAACUAAAAUAAGUAUUAUUUAAUUCUUAAAAUGAAAAUAAAAAUGGCAUCUAAUAGUAAUUUUACUUAGGAAGAAAUGAAAUUCAAACGUACAAUAUAAAUUUAUAAUCACCUGAAAAUAAAACAAAUGAAGAUUUAAGUAUGCAGGUAAACAACCCAAUUACUUUCGAAUCAAAUGAAAUUAAUUGA
Messenger RNA from Tetrahymena thermophila SB210, 3030 nucleotides. RefSeq lists its product as hypothetical. The record is from RefSeq and is a predicted model, not a curated record. Lineage: Eukaryota; Ciliophora; Oligohymenophorea; Hymenostomatida; Tetrahymenidae. The transcript is spliced from 6 exons.